ACAUCUUUUCAUAUUCUUAUGAAAGCACGCUAGUGGCAUCGGUGCACUCGAAAAGAUUCGUUGCAAUGGAUACGAUAUUAGAUGAAAGGUGCAUUCGUCCAGAAAUAUGUUUUUUGCAGUUGGACAAAACGUAUGGUUAUUAUAAUCGUACAUUGUAUACAGGAAAUGGCUACGCACGCAUUUACGCUAAAAGUAUUAUCAUGUAUAUCGAAUUGAUAAGCUGCAGCUUAGGAGGCGAAGGUUUCUUCUCUACCAUACUUUGUGGAAUCUCCAUACACGUUCUGCGAGUGAAUUUCGUCGUUGCGUGUUCGACUGUGAUGAGAAAAAACGGGACUGAUAUUAUCAUGCCUUUUAAGGCCUUUUCACGAUUUUAUCUAUACGCAAUGCAACAAACGGAUAGAAAGCCUAUUCACUUACAGCACGUAGAUUAUUAGCCAAUUAAUAUUGAUUUUGGAUGGAACUUGCUGCAUUACCUACUGUGCAUUUUCCAAUUCCUCUAGUCGGUUUGGACACUUCGUUCGCUGGACUUUGUUAGCUGUUUUUAUUCGGUCUGUACGUAAAUAAUUUGAAGGCGAUAGGUCAAUCGCUUACGUGUCAUCGUGUGCGUUAACGGGAUCUGGGAACGGAAUAACAAUCAAAAUUGCACAAUGAAUAUUACCCGGAUUAUUUUGGCGUUUCUCUACUUCGUGCUCGUCUGGACCCGUGUCAAAAGUUCGAACUGGGUAGACCAUUUGACACGGUACAUUGCCGAGGAUUCGGGAGCUCGUCAAGUGGCAUUUUUGACUAAUUUAAUGGAAAAUGAAACGAUAACGAGUCGAACGGUAAAUGAUAUUCGGAAAAAGUUGGAGAAAGAAAUUACCAUUCGGGGUAUCAACAUCGAGAAAGACCCUGAUCAAACAAACGAUUCACCAUCGAACAACGACUACGAGGAUUCUUAUGGGAUCGGUUCUGGUGCAACGCUUUUUCUGCUCGUCCAUGGAUCUUCUGAUACGCCGCCCACUCCACCGUCCAAAAGGUUCGUCAACGCUGUGGCAAACAUGGCAACUUUCCACUACAAUUCCAAAUUUUUGUUUCUGAUCGUUAAUGAAGAAUUGACCGACAGUUUUGAGGAUUUGUUAGAACAUGCUUGGACAAAGAAGUUGUUGGAUUUCACAGUUGUCGAGUGGGUCGAACCAAAAGAGCCACGAACGUUAGAACCGGAACGCUAUCAAUUGAGUCCAUCAAUUAUUCACCAGUUCAAUCCUUUCGCGAAGAAAUACACAAAAUGUGAAUGGUCUGAAAGCAACAUUCUUCUGUUUCCUAAAAAAUUGGACAACAUGCACGGAUACCCGCUCAGAAUCAGAGCCGUUGAUUCCGAGCCAUUUACAAUCGCCAAGUUUAAUGAAUUCGAUGAGCCUAUUAAAGUUGGUGGUGCAAAUAUGGAUCUGCUCUACGCUAUAGCCGAUAGAAUGAACGCAUCUUUAAAAUUUCUCCCGACAAAGCCCAUUGAAGAACGAAAUAAAUCGAUUAAUGUUCAGGAUUGGACGUAUCACCUGGGGGAACUUCAGCAAAUGGAUUUACAUUCUUAUUUGUCAACGCGAGAUAUUUCAGGCAAGUACGGAUCGUUACAAACUACUUCCAUAAGAAUCGCCGAAUUUUGUGCAAUUGUACCAGUCUUGAGUGCACCUCGAUCACACACGACGACAUCGCAUAUUUACUCCUUUUGUUUCUUCAGUGCAAUCAUUUUGAUAUACUGGAUUGUAAGUCGUGUGCUUGGACUAACUUCUCCUGUUUGGAAUCCUCUCAAUAUUGCGAACAUUCUAAUCGGAGCUUUCGAUGCUCGACCAUCACAAAAAAAUGUCGAGCGAAUCUUGUUCGUGUCCUUGCUCACUGUAUCCUGCAUUUUUUCGUCUUCUAUUUACACCGCCCUUACGAACCUGAGCUUAGAGAAGACGAGUGAAAUGGAGUUCGAUUCGAUCGAGAGUCUCACUCGAUCAGGAUUCACGCCGAUAAUCAGCCUGUUCGACUUCAACAGAACUUUUUACAAACCCGGAAACGCCAUGAAGAAUUUGAUGAAGAAAACCCAUGUUGACUCGGGGAACAUGAUGCUUUGUCCACGACGGGCAGCUGUAGAGAAAAAUAUAAUUUGUUUGAUGGACAAAGCAAGAGCUGAGGUGGCGAUUUCACGAAGUAACAGUGGAGGAAAAAAAAAACUGAAAAUCGCGAACAUACAUUUCUGGUCGGACAAUGUCGCAUUUCUAAUAGGCAAGAGGAGCCCUUAUCGCUCCAAAAUCGAUGACAUCAUACGGCGAAUGCAUAGAGCUGGACUGAUUCAGAAACUGUAUGCUGAUGCAAAAAUUACUUUGACCAAGAACGAACAUGCGGAAGAAGACGAAAACAAAACUGAAGAUAAACAGAGCAUGAUUUCUUUGCAUAAACACUUGCUGAUCAUCGCAAUUACCGGUUACGUUACAGCGCUGCUGGUAUUCUUAAUCGAACUCGUUGUACAUCAAAUGCUAAAAUUCAAGAAAUCGAAAAAUCGAAGUCGUGUCGCCUUCUUCACAUCGGCAUCAUCAUCCAAAAGGAGAAGAAAGAACAUUCCAUAAUUUUUAAUCCAAGCACGUUUGUCGUAUUAAUCAUACAAAAGAUUGUGUGUCAUUAAAAAGUGUGCAUCAAAUUCACUAAAAUAAAUAACCAGCACGAU
Venturia canescens is the source of this 2683-nucleotide messenger RNA. RefSeq lists its product as uncharacterized. Bases 648 to 2585 code for a protein of 645 amino acids. The record is from RefSeq and is a predicted model, not a curated record. The transcript has a single exon. NCBI's taxonomy places the organism in Eukaryota, Metazoa, Arthropoda, Insecta, Hymenoptera, Ichneumonidae.